Messenger RNA from Erythranthe guttata (spotted monkey flower), 1765 nucleotides. The record is from RefSeq and is a predicted model, not a curated record. NCBI's taxonomy places the organism in Eukaryota, Viridiplantae, Streptophyta, Magnoliopsida, Lamiales, Phrymaceae.
AUUAAAGGACAAACCUAAUUUAUUGGUCCAAAUGCAUAAAUUAGUUGCAUGUCAUAUCCGAAAUACUGAAGUUAUAUAAAGGCAGCUGAAGUUUAACAUUAUUUAGUUGUCGGGUCAUAAUUUAUUACCUUCAGUUUCCUUGUAAACAAUUCUCUACAGUUAAUAUGGAGAUUUCUCAUGGCUCUUACAAUCAGAAGAAAUUCGCACUUCCGGUGGACUCCGAGCACAAAGCCACCGAAUUCCGGCUAUUCUCCGCCGCCGCGCCGCACAUGCGCGCGUUCCAUCUCUCCUGGAUAUCCUUCUUCGCAUGCUUCGUCUCCACCUUCGCCGCCCCGCCGCUGCUCCCCAUCAUCCGGGACAACCUCGACCUCACCGCCACCGACAUCGGAAACGCCGGCAUCGCCGCCGUCUCCGGCGCCGUCUUCGCCAGGAUCGCCAUGGGGACGGCGUGCGACCUGUUCGGGCCCCGCCUCGCCUCCGCCACGCUCACACUCCUCACCGCGCCGGCGGUCUACUGCACCUCAAUCGCCGACUCGCCAAUCUCCUUCCUCCUCGUCCGCUUCUUCACCGGCUUCUCCCUCGCCACCUUCGUCUCCACCCAGUUCUGGAUGAGCUCGCUUUUCUCCGGCAGGGUCGUCGGAACCGCCAACGGCGUCGCCGGCGGAUGGGGCAACCUCGGCGGCGGCGCAACCCAGCUGAUAAUGCCCCUCGUCUUCGACCUCAUCCAGAACAUCGGCGCCACCAAAUUCACAGCCUGGAGAAUCGCGUUCUUCAUCCCUGCGCUCUUUCAGACACUGUCGGCGUACGGCAUCUUCUUCCUCGGACAGGAUUUACCCGACGGAAACUACUCGGAGCUCCACAAAUCCGGCGAGAAGCACAAGGACAACUUCGCCCAGGUUUUCCACCACGCCGUCACAAAUUACAGAGGGUGGAUACUGGCGUUGACCUACGGCUACUGCUUCGGAGUUGAGCUCACCAUUGACAACAUCAUCGCGCAGUACUUUUACGACAGGUUCAACGUGAAUCUUCACACAGCUGGAAUUAUUGCCGCCAGCUUCGGGCUGGCGAAUCUUUUCUCCAGGCCAGGUGGCGGUAUGCUGUCGGAUUUCAUGGCGAAGAGGUUCGGAAUGAGGGGAAGGCUUUGGACACUGUGGGUAGUUCAGACAUUAGGCGGAGUUUUCUGCAUUAUUUUAGGGCAAGUUGGAUCUUUGGGUGUUUCGGUUGCGGUGAUGCUCGUUUUUUCUGUGUUCGUUCAAGCCGCCUGCGGCCUCACCUUUGGCGUAGUUCCUUUCGUUUCUAGAAGGUCAUUAGGCAUAAUAUCGGGGAUGACCGGUGGAGGAGGAAACGUGGGGGCGGUUCUUACACAGGUGAUAUUCUUCAGAGGAUCGAGAUACUCGACAGAGACAGGUUUAACACUUAUGGGAGUGAUGAUGAUUUGUUGCACACUACUUAUUACAUUGAUAUACUUCCCACAAUGGGGCGGAAUGUUCUGUGGGCCCUCGUCUAAAGGGAAGACGACCGAGGAAGAUUAUUACAUGUCUGAAUGGAGUUCGUCGGAGAGAGAAAAGGGUUUCCAUAGGGCUAGUUUGAAAUUCUCGGAGAAUAGUAGAAGCGAGAGGGGUCGAAAGAUUGGAUCGGCAGCCACCCCCAUUGAUGGAACUCCAAAUACAUAUGUUUGAAUUGUGUAAAGAAACUUCUGGAAGUUAUGCAUGUUUUUGUUGCAUGAAUGAUGUGUAAAGAAUCUUGAGAAUGGUUAUUUUAGGAG